UUUUAGCCAAAAAAAACAUUAAGCCCUAUAGUUAUACAACCCCUCACAAGGGGUUGUAUACUUGUAUCUAUCAACUUGUUUACAACAAAGCAGAGUACAUAUAUACAAGAAAUAAGGCCGGGGGUAAAAAAUGGGCACAUCAAAUGCAAUUAAACUUCUAUUUUUAUUAGCGUUAUUCACAAUCGCUACCGCUUUGGCUAUUGAAUUUGCAUCGUCUGCUGAUUCCAACGACGCAACUCCCAGUAGAAAUGUUUCGAGUCUUGAGGGCGAAAGAAGUCUUCUGCAACGGAUGCUGAGAGGAAGACGUCGAAGAGGGAGAAGGCCAAGGGUACUGGCGGGCAUGAGAAGGGCGGGUAGGAGGAGGGGUAGAAGGGCACCGGUCGUAGUGGCUCAAGACGGGUCGGGAAAUUUUCCGACUAUCAAGGCUGCUCUUGAUGCGUCGCUCAGGAGGAAAGGCGUCGGACGAUUCGUCAUUCACAUAAAGGCAGGGGUUUAUAGGGAAGUAGUAGUUGUUGAUGAGAAAAUGAAGAAUAUUAGGUUCACAGGUGAUGGCAUAGGGAGGACCAUUAUCACUGGUAGCAAUUUCAGAGGUUUAGGCGACCUUAAUGCAUGGAAUUCUACAACUGUGUUGGUUCGGGGGGACGGUUUCGUGGCUCGGGACCUAACAUUCCAGAACACGUACCGGUACCAACCAGCCCCGGCGAUCACAAUCGAAGCCCCACAAUCGGCCUUCUACCGCGUGGGCUUCGACGGGUACCAAGACACCAUUUUAUUGCGAGGUACUGGCCGACAGUUUUUCAAAGAAUGUGACGUUUACGGCACCGUGGAUUUCAUAUGCGGGGAUGGCAACUCCAUUUUCCAAAACUCCAACAUCAUCGCCAGAAAAUCCUUCACCGGUAACCAAAUCACAAUCACGGCCUCAAAGCGAGGCGUCACCAACUUGUCCACUGGGCUCGUUUUCCAAAACUGCCGGGUCACUGCGGCGCCUGAUCUAAGAGAGGCUUUUGGGCGCACGAAGAUUUACUUGGGCCGGCCGUGGGGGGACCACGCGCGGACCAUUUUUAUGAACUGCGAUUUUGAUCUGCCCAUUCAUCCGGAAGGGUGGUUGGCGUGGCAAGGUUCGUCUCCUGGGCUUCUGACUAACCCUCCUGUUGAUUAUAGGGAGUUUGGGAACCGGGGUAUGGGUUCCUCGACCCGGGGGAGAGUGAGGUGGGCGGGGUAUCGGGUUAUGACCGAUCGAAAUGAGGCGAAUCAGUUCACGGUUGCGAAUUUUAUUCAAGGUCAAACGUGGCUGCCUAGGACUGGCGUGCCUUUUUUUCUUGGUAUGUAAUUGGUCUUUAAUUUUGGGCAUCAAACUAUUUGCAAGGUCUUUGUUGAAGGAAGUGAGCAAUUGCUUUUGAUGAGGAAUUUUCUCAGAGUUGAUUAAUGCAGUAAAGG
Messenger RNA from Rhododendron vialii, 1437 nucleotides. Its product is annotated as pectinesterase 2-like. NCBI's taxonomy places the organism in Eukaryota, Viridiplantae, Streptophyta, Magnoliopsida, Ericales, Ericaceae. The transcript has 2 exons. The record is from RefSeq and is a predicted model, not a curated record. Bases 131 to 1330 code for a protein of 399 amino acids. Gene Ontology annotation, biological process: cell wall modification. Gene Ontology annotation, molecular function: pectinesterase inhibitor activity; pectinesterase activity.